UGCCACUUUUUCAUCGGCAGCUCAGCAGAUGCGACGCGUCGCGGUCGCAGAGAGCAGAACUUCAGUCGAGUUGUUGUUGUUGCGGAUUCUGUGGCGAAUUCUUUUCCCGGUUAUCGUGUUCUUGUUGCUGUUAUUUUUGUAAAGUGUAGUAAAAAGGGGUGUGCGAGUGUGCACUUUCUUGCCGAACUCUUUUGCAUUUUACAUUUUUUGCUACCCCACCCCCCCAGAGCGCGGAUAUUGCGGCACAGGUGGGGGUGGCUGGGCGGUUACAGCCACCAGAAAGCCGCGUUUCGUAUGUGUUUUUAUUAUGGUUUUACAAUGGCAACACAUCGGCUGACGCUGCGUCGCAAUAAACCCACUUCGAUGGCAUCGGCAGCGGUACUAGUUGGAUAUAUAAAAGCAUAAUUGCUAUGAGCCAGCGACUUAAUGCGCAACAGGAACCUGAUGUGUCAACAAUGCGCCAAAAAAUAAAACAUAAAUAAUUAAAUAUAACUUUAUUUUAUAACUAAGCUAAUAAAUGCUUAAAAGUGUCCAUAAAUAAAAACAAUAGUUCAAUUUUAGAAAAAUAUUCAAUAUUUUGUGUAAACUUACAUGGCGUAUGCUUGAUAUUUUUGUGAAUUAAUGUACAAACUGGCGUAUACUUGAUAUUCUUAAAAACUUAAAAGAAAAUAAAGACAAAAUAAAAAACUAAUAUUUAAGAAGUACAAUAAACAAAUAUAAAUUAAAUAAGAAAUAUAUAUUUUUUGAAUAAAUGUAAACUGUUACGUAUACUUAAUAUUUAUCAUCAACACCAAAUAAAAUCCAAAAAUAAAAAGUUUAUAAACAAAUAAUAAAAAAUGUGUUCUAAAAAAGAAAUGCAGUAAAUAAGACAUUUUUUAUUGAAGAAUAAAUACAACUUUAUUGAUCAAACGACAAUUGUUCCUUGGUCCUGCCAUGAAUGCCACCUCGCCAAAGUCAUCUCUGGUCAAGUUGGGCCUUCAUACCAACAAACAAAAGACGCUCAAGGUUAUGGUUUUGGGCCAAAGUGGCGUGGGAAAAACGGCCAUGGUGGUGCGUUUUAUCACACGUCGGUUCAUUGGCGAAUAUGAUCCCAAUUUGGAAAAGAUAUACACCUGCCAGACCACCCUGGACAAGGAGCAAAUUCAAUUUGACAUUCUCGACGCUACCGGCCAUCUACAAGAACUAGAUGGUGUCACUCUCGAGUCCAACAUCCGGUGGGCGGAUGCUUUUAUACUGAUGUACUCCAUUACGGAUAAGUGUUCCUUUGACGAGUGCAGUCGCCUCAAGUUCCUUAUUAAUUACAACAAACGAAGACGCAAGCUGGGCUCUGCCAGUAAAGACUGCACUUUGGAUAUUCCUGUAAUUCUGGUGGGAAAUAAAACAGACCAGCCAGGUGACAGGAUGGUUACCUUGGAGGAGGGUCAGCGCCGUUUCAGGGAAUUGUCCUGCGCCUGUUUCCAUGAGAUUUCAGUCCGAGAGAAUGUGGACCAGGUCCAGAAUGUAUUCCGAGAUGUGUUCCGAUUCUGGCGUGUCUUCAGCAAAUUCCCAAAGCUCAAACGUUCCACCAGCGAUGUGGCCAAUUCGGCGGACGGUAUCCUGACUCCCGAUUCGGGUUCCUGUUCCUUCUAUGAUGCCUCCUCGCUGGGAGCUGGUCGUCGUUCGUUCCUGGUCAUCGGGAGUGCAUGUCUGGAGGAGAGCAGCGGUGACCAUACUGAGUCCACGGAUGAGAUUGCCAGCAGUAGCUUGAGCAGUUCACGCAGCGAUAUCGACGCCCCCUUCCGGAGUCGAGCCUCCACGGAUGGAACCCUCUUGUCCCGACCACGGAGAUGGCGAUAUCCACCGCCGGGAUGCCUCCUGCCGCACACAAAUCGAGUGGAGCGGAGGAUGAGCAUUUCCACCAGGGGCAGCAAUGCCAGCUACUAAUUGGGAUUUAGUCGGGGGUUGACGGGGAAGCCGAGAGAGCUUAGUUAGUCAAUAUGUAGUGACAAAUAUAUAGCUAGAUGUUAUGAUGGACUUAAAAGGGGUUUCACUUAAAGGAUAAUGGAAGGAUAGUAGGGAAAUUGAAAACAACAACUUCUUCAAU
Messenger RNA from Drosophila ananassae, 2083 nucleotides. Its product is annotated as ras-related and estrogen-regulated growth inhibitor. Gene Ontology annotation, molecular function: GTP binding; GTPase activity. NCBI's taxonomy places the organism in Eukaryota, Metazoa, Arthropoda, Insecta, Diptera, Drosophilidae. The transcript has 6 exons. The coding region runs from base 934 to 1923 and encodes 329 amino acids. The record is from RefSeq and is a predicted model, not a curated record.